UGACGUCACGUCCGUCUCAUCCCUUCCAACAUAAUUUUCAACAUGGCGGCCGCAGAGGUGAAGUCUUACCGAGAGAAACUGGAGAAAUACCUGUACGAAAAGAAUGCCUUCACGGAUCUGCUGGCGACAGCCGAGGCAAAGACUGGAGUGAAGAGGGUGUAUAUUGUUUACGUCCUGAUGUCGAUCCUGUUCCUGUACCUGGCAGUUGGGUACGGGGCUGCCUUCCUGUGCAACCUGAUUGGUUUUGUGUACCCCGCGUACGCCUCGGUGAAGGCCAUCGAGAGUGAACGUAAGGAAGACGACACACAGUGGCUGACCUACUGGGUCGUGUACAGCGUCUUCGGGCUGGCUGAGUUCUGGUUCGACAUCCUGCUCUUCUGGAUCCCUUUCUACUACCUGCUGAAGUGCCUGUUCCUGCUGUACUGCAUGGCCCCUGGCUCCUACAACGGUUCAGAGAUGAUUUAUCAGCGCAUCAUCCGCCCCUUCGUGCUGCGUCACCAGGACAAGGUGGACCGCUUCAUCGACCAGGCCGGCAAGAGGGCAAAGGAGGCGCUAGACACAGCUGAGGGAGCGGCUGGGCAGUUUGCAGCCGAUGCUGUGACGAAAGGCCUGAAGGGCGAGUAAAAAUGGCAGGAUGUCACGCAGUUUUGUCCCUUUGUAAAGAAGCCAUGUGUUACUGUGGUCAUGACCUGUUAGUGUUACCUUUCACUGUUUGUUGUACUUGUAGCAAGUGAUAAUGUCUGCUGAUGAAGAUUUGCAACAUUGAAGAAGUCCCAAAAUGUUACAUGGAUGCCUGUAUCAAUAUGAUGUAAGACAGCUGCAGUCGUUAAUGUGGCAAAUGGUCUCCCAUUUGUUUCUUGUGAAGCCUCUAAACAUCUGUAUAAAUCCUUGCUGAAAAUCUGCUUGUCUGUAUUUGAUACAAGUGCUAUCCCUGUGUCAUUUUGUGUGUGGCUGUUGUGGCAAGUGGUUGAGCCAAACCAGUGCUGUUUCUUGGCCUGUAUAGAAUGUAAGAGGAACUUGAAAACUCUAACUGUAUUGUGGUGGAUAGAUUCAGCAGUUACAUGUAUCAACACGUUUACUAAACCUAUGGCUCUCACAGGUAACACCAAGAAACAAUUAAGUUUGUUGGGAUGGAUUUGGUUCAGUACAACUGUGCACAUGUAGUGAUGCAUACCGGUUCACUGGACUUGGAUCCGGACUUGUAAGAAUGUUUAGGUUCAAGUCCAAAAAAA
Branchiostoma belcheri (Belcher's lancelet) is the source of this 1232-nucleotide messenger RNA. Its product is annotated as receptor expression-enhancing protein 5-like. NCBI's taxonomy places the organism in Eukaryota, Metazoa, Chordata, Leptocardii, Amphioxiformes, Branchiostomatidae. The record is from RefSeq and is a predicted model, not a curated record. The transcript has 6 exons. Bases 43 to 624 code for a protein of 193 amino acids.